Molecule: messenger RNA, 288 nt
Organism: Knipowitschia caucasica
Lineage: Eukaryota; Metazoa; Chordata; Actinopteri; Gobiiformes; Gobiidae
Source: the annotation of a GenBank genome assembly
AUGAAUCUGCUACCUCUAACACCACUAGGCUGUCCACAGACAAUCCCGAAUACUUACCAGAAGAUCCUGAGUCUGUACCUGAAGAAGAUGAAGUUGAUGGUCCUGUGGAAGAAGAGUCCUGUGGCCAGGAGCCGACUGCCUUUUUCUCAUGCGUUACGAAACUGCCGCGUAUGUCAGAGUUUACACGCGGAAUUGGCAUGUGAUGGCGAGCUAGAGUCCACUGGAACUGAACCUCUGAUUCUGGACCCUGAAGGAGUUCCUCCUCCACCACUGGUCCUGGGCUGGUAG